AUGACCAACAUCAACGCUCCUCCCCUUACUACCCUCGCUUGCAUAUGUAAUCUUACGAUAACUUUCAAAGGCCUCAAGUCCCGCCUCAACCUCAAACUUUCGACAAAGUUGCUCUUUGCCGUUCUUAAACAACCGGUUCGUCCUAGAGUAGAAGACCUUAAGCUUGUCGCCCGUCUAAUCCAUUCUGGAAAACGGCACCAUACCGAGUGUCCAACUAUCUCAGCAUUUGCUCCUGUUUCUCUUCCUCCAGGUAAAGAGAGUUCUAAUCGUGGUGUCAAAAAUAUAGACACCCACUGUACUGGUGACCAUAAAGUCCUUGGUGUAUCCAAUACACCGAAGUUACAAUCUCAACAGCAAUAUCACUUCCACCAGAGGAUCCGCAAUGCGUACGCAUAUUUCUGA
Molecule: messenger RNA, 402 nt
Organism: Sclerotinia sclerotiorum 1980 UF-70
Lineage: Eukaryota; Fungi; Ascomycota; Leotiomycetes; Helotiales; Sclerotiniaceae
Exons: 1
Coding region: 1-402 (133 amino acids)
Source: RefSeq, a predicted model, not a curated record